GUAAAGCCGUCUGGAAAGAGAGGGAACCUUCGCUCGAGUCUCCCCUUUAUACCCCUCCAUCCAAAAUGCAAAGCCGCAAGAAAUUGAAAACCAGACCCCACCAUAGACCUUCCAGAUUCCAGCUCUCAUCUCCGAUGCUUUAAACUGUUCUCCAUCCAUGAAUUGCUGAUUAAAGCCCUCGAUCUUUACGAUUUUGCCCUCCACAAUACUAUAUUUAUGGUCCUCUUCGCCUUAUUGUAUUCCGCAGAAGAGAGGGUGAGGGAGAGAGAGAGAGAGAUAGAGAUCAUCACUUCAGCUCAGCCAUGGCGAGGCUUCGUUUUGUUUUAUCCUUCCUCUUCCUUUUCAUCCUUCAGGCCAUUUACGUCGCAACAGACUCGGAAUCAUUCAUUGGGGUAAACUACGGGCAAGUCGCCGACAACCUCCCUCCGCCGUCGGCCACCGCCAGGCUUCUCCAAACCACCGCGAUUGAAAAGGUCAGACUCUACGGGGCGGACCCGGCCAUCAUCAAGGCCCUAGCGAACACCGGCAUCGGAAUCGUAAUCGGCGCCGCGAACGGCGACAUCCCCGCCCUAGCAGGCGAUCCCAACUUUGCCAAAAACUGGAUUAACACUAACGUCCUUCCCUUCUAUCCUGCGAGCAACAUCAUCCUCGUCACCGUCGGCAACGAGGUCAUGACCUCCACCGACCGGAACCUGAUGACGCAGCUGCUGCCGGCUAUGCAGAAUCUCCAAAAUGCCCUUAACGCCGCUUCCCUGGGGGGCAAGAUCAAGGUGUCCACCGUCCACUCCAUGGCGGUGCUGAAGCGGUCCGAGCCGCCUUCAUCCGGGUCCUUCGACCCGGGCUUGGCGGACCUCUUGAAGGGACUGUUGGGGUUCAAUAACGCCACCGGCUCGCCUUUCGCGAUCAAUCCCUACCCUUACUUCGCUUACAGGAGCGAUCCGAGGCCCGAAACGCUGGCGUUUUGCCUUUUCCAAAACAACCCGGGACGGUUCGACCCGGGAACUAAGAUCAAGUACGCUAACAUGUUCGACGCACAGGUGGAUGGUGUCCGAACGGCAUUGAACUGGAUGGGUUUUAAAGAUGUGGAAAUAGUUGUUGCAGAGACAGGUUGGCCGUACAAAGGCGACGAGAAUGAAGUGGGACCGAGUAUGGAAAAUGCCAGAGCUUAUAACGGCAAUUUAAUCGCGCACCUGAGAUCAAUGGCGGGGACGCCGUUGAUGCCGGGAAAACCAAUAGACACGUAUCUCUUUGCCCUUUAUGACGAGGACCUUAAGCCUGGGCCGAGUUCUGAACGGGCUUUUGGGCUUUUUAGGCCCGAUCUCACCAUGACCUAUGACGUUGGCCUCUCCAAGACUAGUCAGACUCCAGUGGCAGCAGCGCCACCCAAGACUCCGGCAGCUCCAAGAACUCCGGUGACCCCAUCGCCGAAACCAAAUGCAGGAUCAUGGUGCGUGCUGAAGGCGGGCGUCACGGACGCCCAAUUGCAGGCAAAUCUGGACUACGCGUGCGGGCAGGGCAUCGACUGCAGCCCUAUCCAGCCCGGCGGAGCAUGCUUUGAGCCAAACACCUUAGCGUCGCACGCCGCCUAUGCCAUGAACCUCCUCUACCAAUCCUCCGGCCGGAACUCUUGGGAUUGCGAUUUCUCCCAAACGGCCAACCUCUCCUCCAAGAAUCCCAGUAAGCCCACGUCCAUUCUCAUCCUGGCUAUGGUGGUUGCAUUUAUCCUUCCGGGAGUGCCUAAGAGUUGAGGAAAUUGGAACAAUAGAAAGAUGGUGGGGUUUAGCCUUCCUUUUUCUUUUUCUUUUUUUUUUUUCUUUUUCUUGACUUAAUUGGUAAGGUAUGUUUCUAUGUGCCUAUGGAUGGAAGAGAGAGCAUGGCAAUGUGUGCAACUUUGUGAAUGAAGUAUUUCAGUGGUGCCUUGGGGUACUAGGAAAAUCCCUAACCCUAAACCCAUGUAUUCAUGCUUUUGUAUAUACAGUCAAGAUGUGCAAAGUUUAACCAA
This is a messenger RNA of Malania oleifera, 2002 nucleotides long. RefSeq names its product glucan endo-1,3-beta-glucosidase 7. Bases 303 to 1748 code for a protein of 481 amino acids. The record is from RefSeq and is a predicted model, not a curated record. Gene Ontology annotation, molecular function: hydrolase activity, hydrolyzing O-glycosyl compounds. Lineage: Eukaryota; Viridiplantae; Streptophyta; Magnoliopsida; Santalales; Ximeniaceae. The transcript has 5 exons. Gene Ontology annotation, cellular component: plasma membrane. Gene Ontology annotation, biological process: carbohydrate metabolic process.